Molecule: messenger RNA, 1530 nt
Organism: Moneuplotes crassus
Lineage: Eukaryota; Ciliophora; Spirotrichea; Euplotida; Euplotidae
Source: the annotation of a GenBank genome assembly
AUGUCAGACCAAGAGCAGACCCAUAAAGAUAAUGCUCUAAAGAAAUCAGUAGAAUGAGAGUCUUUCUCUAUUGAAGAGAGCCAUGGAAGUCAAGAAUCCUUACUGUUUGAAAAGAGUAUGAUGGCUUUUAAGGAUCAGAAGAUACCUCUCAUGGGAUCUCUAAAAGAAAUCCUAUUUGCUUCUAUACCCUCGAUGUUUGGACUAGUCUUCCAAGUCCUUACAGAGGUAUCAAACUUGGUAUUUGUAGGACAGUAUGGUGGUGCCAAAGAUUUAAGUGGAGUCGGACUUGGCAAUAUGCUUGUUAACAUCAUAAUCUUUUCUAUCGGAAUGGGUAUGAAUGGGGCUUUAGACACGCUUGUAUCUCAAUCCCACGGAAACAAGCAAUACUAUUUAUGAGGAGUGUAUCUCAACAGAGCAAGAAUUAUCCAAGCCAUUCUUUUCGUACCUGGAGCUAUACUUUUACUAUUCACAAAACAGAUAUUGAUCCUGUUCCAACAAGAAGAGGAGGCAUCAGAAAUCGCAAGAUUAUAUGUUUGUGCUAUGAUUCCAGGUCUUUUUGCGAUGACCCAGUUCGAGACUCUGAGACGGUAUCUCCAAGGGAUGGAGAUUUUCCAUAUUACCAUGAUCAUUCAAUGUAGCACUAUGGUUCUCCACUUCUUAUGGACUUAUUUAUUAUUUGUUGUCCUCGAUAUGGGAAUUUUAGGGGUGAGCAUAGCAACAUUAAUCACUUUUUGGCUAAAUCUUCUCAGUGCAACACUUUUGUUGACAUAUAAAAAGGGGAUUGUCCAUGAGCAAUCCUGGUCAUUCUUUAACAAAGAUAGCUUUGCAGGAUGGGGUCAAUACAUUAGAUAUGGCAUUCCAGCAACUUGUAUGCUCUGAUUAGAGUGGUGGGCUUUUGAAGUUCUAGAAAUUUUUGCGGGCAUGGUCAGUGUUGAUGUUCUCGCUGCUCAUGUAAUCUUUCAAAAUUUUCUCUAUUUCUUGUUCCAAAUUCCGUUUGGAAUAGGAUUUGCUAGUGCAAAUCUUAUUGGAAAUUGAUUAGGAGAUUGAAAUCCUUCCAAAGCAAGAAAGUAUUUCCAUUCAGCUUUGUUACUUAUAUUUAUGAUUACAACUGUGAUUGACAUACUUAUUUUCACAUUCAGAAGUUCUCUCUCAAGAAUAUAUACUCAAGAAGACUCAGUCAACAUCAUUGUCAGAGACACUACUCCUGUUGUAGUUGUGAUGGUCAUGCUAGACUUCCCUCAAGGAGUUCUUGCAGGAGUUCUCAGAGGAAUUGGAUCUCAGGAUUUUGGUAGCUUUGUUACCCUUGUAGGGUACUGGAUAUUCUCUCUCCCAGGAGCAGUAAUCCUCACAUUUGUAUUCGAUUUACAACUCAAAGGAAUCUGGGGAGGUAUUCAAAUAGGAACUCUUGUAUGCUUCUCCAGCUUUUUAUACAGAUGUCUCACUGCCAACUGGACACAGUUAUCAAAAGAUGCUGUAAAACGAAUUCAUGAUGAAAAAUUAAAAUUGAUAGAGGGUACAAAUAGCAAAUAA